Messenger RNA from Culex pipiens pallens (northern house mosquito), 1591 nucleotides. RefSeq names its product vitellogenic carboxypeptidase-like. The record is from RefSeq and is a predicted model, not a curated record. Lineage: Eukaryota; Metazoa; Arthropoda; Insecta; Diptera; Culicidae. Gene Ontology annotation, molecular function: serine-type carboxypeptidase activity. Bases 3 to 1451 code for a protein of 482 amino acids. Gene Ontology annotation, biological process: proteolysis. The transcript has a single exon.
AAAUGACUUGCGGUCGCUCGUUAGUGGCGGCGGUGCUGCUGACCUUCGUCAUUUUCGUGACCGUUGACGCAUCGUUCAUCAACCCGUACGCCCGGUUCUGGAAGCGUCACCGUGGGUUGUCUCGCGCCAGCAGUGGGGACAAUGGCGAGCCUCUAUUCGUGACUCCGCUGCUGGAAGCUGGGAAGGUCAAGGAAGCUCAAGCGGCGGCCCGCGUCAAUCACAGCCGGAUCGUGGGCUUCGAGAGCUACACCGGCUUCUUCACCGUGGACAAGCGCUACAACUCGAACCUGUUCUUUUGGUACUUUCCCGCGAAGAAUGUGACCGCGGAUACGCCGGUGCUGCUGUGGCUUCAGGGUGGACCCGGGGCCUCGUCGCUGUUUGGACUGUUCGAGGAGAACGGGCCGUUUUUCAUCUCGAAGAACUUGAAGGCAGUCCCGCGGGAGUUCUCCUGGCAUCACAAUCACCACCUUAUCUACAUCGACAAUCCGGUUGGAACCGGGUUCAGCUUUACUGAUAGUGAGGAUGGGUACGCGCGCAACGAGACGCAGGUCGGCGAGAAUUUGUACCAAGCGCUGGUGCAGUUCUUCCAGUUGUUCCCGCAGCUGCAGAAGAAUCCAUUCUACGCCAGUGGGGAAUCGUACGGAGGAAAGUACGUUCCAGCGAUCGGCUAUACAAUCCACAUGAAGAAUCCUACCGCCAAGAUCCGCAUCAAUUUGCAAGGACUGGCGAUCGGCAACGGGUACAGCGACCCCCUGAACCAGAUCGAUUACGGUGAUUAUCUGUUCCAGCUGGGACUGAUCGAUUCCAACGCCAAGGAUCGAUUCGAUCGAGAUGAAGCCGAUGCGGUAAAUUGCGUCAAAAACAAUGACUACGACUGCGCAUUCAAAAUCAUGGAUGACCUCAUGGACGGAGACACCGACGGAACGUCCUUCUUCAAGAACAUCUCCGGCUUCGACACGUACUACAACUACCUUCACACAGCCGAAGAUCCAACGGACGAGUUCUACCUGGCCGCAUUCCUAAAACUGCCAGAAACCCGAAAGGCACUCCACGUCGGCGAUCUACCCUUCCACGAUCUCGAACAGGACAACAAGGUCGAGAAGUAUCUACAGCACGACAUCCUCGACUCGGUCGCACCCUGGAUCGUCGAACUGCUGGCCAACUACCGCAUGCUCAUCUACAACGGCCAGCUGGACAUAAUCUGCGCGUACCCGAUGAUGGUCAACUACCUGAAGAACCUCCCGUUCAACGGAGCCGCCGAGUACAGAACCGCCGAUCGGUACAUCUUCUACGUGGACGGCGAGAUCGCCGGCUACUUCAAACUGGUCAACAACCUGCUCGAGGUGCUCAUCCGAGACGCUGGCCACAUGGUUCCACGCGAUCAACCCAAGUGGGCGUACGUCAUGAUCAACACCUUCACCACGGUGCGCGCCUUCGACGAGCAGAACUAAGAUCGCUUACCUGACGGCUGGAACCGCACGACGUCGCCGCAUCGUUCCCGGUAGCUCAGAACCUGGCACUUUUGCCACGGACCAAAGUAUCCUCGAUCCUCUGAAAAGAAAAAAACAAAAAAAUCAUUCUAACUCAACAA